UCCUCCUUGUAGCACUAACCGAAAGACACAGGCUGUGGUGUCAGUGCCAAUCACUGUAAAGUCAUUCUCGCGAACCAGGGGCUUCUCUGGUUCCCGGUCUAGACUUCAGAGUCGGACAGUCUGUUUCUGAUUCGGGCGUUUUCAUCCCACGCCACGCCAGUUGGCCUCUGGGCUGUUUGUUUACUCGAAGACACCGAGAUACGUCCCGGCUCUCGUCACUUGCGGCUGUCAUGUCCCCUUACGGCAGAAAUGUAUUCGUCUCACGCCACCAUUUUGGGCUACAUUGACAAAAUCCCUCAUUUUGUUCGACGUUGUCCAUCCACAUUAACCUCACUGUCGCCGUAGACUGAGGAUUUCUCCGUUAUUUUCCCCGCUAAUCUGUCCGAGAUUGGCCCCAGCUGUGUUUGCCCAGCGUUGCGCCUCUGCACGGCCCUUUACGGUAGUGGUACUGAUGCGGGAUGAGUCAGGCUAUAUGAUGCUGCUGCCGCCGCCGCUGCCAUUUCAUCAGCAGCGCGAACCUACCAUCGCACGGCAAACGCAGCGAUGAUACCGCGGGAUUCCCCUCCGACAGCGAGCAUCCUGCCUUCAUAAGCAUCCUCCGCGCUUCUCGGCGUCGAAAGAGAGAGAGAAGAGAGAACAGCUGGUCCGCUGGUUGAUUCGUGGCCGCGGCUGAAAGCGCAGAUCCGGUUUUUUUGAUCGCACCUGCUCCGGGUGCGUUUUUUUUUUUCUCUCAGCCCUCGAUCGGGCCUGGCAUUCACAAGGAAAUCAGCCCAGACCCCAGGGCCUCCUGUGCACCAGCCGCCUCUGCCGCCGCGGGUUUCGAAGACAAACGUCGACUCCCGGGGGGCCUUUGUCGCUGUUUCGGUUGUUUUGCUGCUGUCCCGGGGAUCGCCCCAGCCAGACUCGUCGGUGCCAUGGACCCCACAUCAGCCUGGUCCUGAACAGCGUGAGAAGAGCAACCAUUCUGGCCUAAAGUCCGACCCACUCCCGCUCUAACGCUCACGCCGCGACAGACCGACAGACAGACCCGAGCCACAGACCGUCAGAGCGACAGACAGACGCAGCCAAGUCAUGGAGGCGAUAUGGCUCUAUCAGUUCCGGCUGAUCGUCAUCGGGGACUCGACGGUGGGCAAGUCGUGUCUGAUCCGGCGGUUCACGGAGGGCCGCUUCGCCCAGGUGUCGGACCCCACCGUCGGCGUGGACUUCUUCUCGCGGCUGGUGGAGAUCGAGCCCGGGAAGCGGAUCAAGCUGCAGAUCUGGGACACCGCGGGCCAGGAGCGCUUCAGGUCCAUCACCAGGGCUUACUACCGUAACUCCGUGGGUGGGCUCCUCCUCUUCGACAUCACCAAUCGCCGCUCCUUCCAGAACGUCCACGAUUGGCUGGAGGAGGCUCGUAGCCACGUCCAACCCCACAGCAUCGUCUUCCUAUUGGUCGGCCACAAGUGUGACCUGGAGGCACAGCGCCAGGUGACCCGCCAGGAGGCAGAGAAGCUGGCGGGAGCAUACGGGAUGCGCUACAUCGAGACAUCGGCCCGUGAUGCCAUCAAUGUUGAGCACGCCUUCACUGAGCUGACCAGAGACAUCUUCGCCUUGGUGCGGUCCGGCGACAUCACAAUCCAGGAGGGCUGGGAGGGCGUGAAGAGCGGGUUUGUCCCAAAUGUGGUUCACUCCUCCGAGGAAGUGACCAAGAGUGACCGCCGCUGUCUCUGUUGAUCUGGAAAGAGUUUUGAACGAUGGGACUGAAGGCCAAAAGGGGAGGGAAGGAUUCAGAGGGGAGUGGCUGACGGACUGAGGUGUUGGCCCUCUGACUGAAACUGUUGGCAACCCUCUGUUGUUCUUUCUUCAGACUGAAUGCUGAAGGAGAUGUUUUGAGGAAUUUCAAUGACAAGGCGGCAAAGAACACCUUAAACAUGGGUGGAUAGCUGAAGGGUUGUCCCCAUUUCUAAAUACGUUUUAUUUGUUGGAGAGGAAGGAUCACAGAUGCUCAUUUACUUGCGAGGGCUCCCAUGAUUCAGUUUCUUUAGUUUUGAUAUGGGCUUCUUGCCUGAAAAUCCCCCCCUGAAAGUUUUCGAAAGGCCUUAGAAAGAGGAUCAGUUUUGGUUCUUGCCAAAAUGAGAUGACGCUCUUGACCUGUGUCAUCUUUCUUUCUCCCAUCAUCUCUUCCUUCACCUCUCCUUCUACUACUUCUUAACCUUCUCCUCUCCUCCAAUAUGCAAUUACAUGAUCACUUACAAAAUGACCACUUUUACGUUGGUGACCAACAUCCUCCUAGCACAUAUCAUUUAAUAAAAUUUUGUCAGUACCCUUAGAUUAAAACUCCCUUGUUAACAA
Molecule: messenger RNA, 2331 nt
Organism: Xiphias gladius (swordfish)
Lineage: Eukaryota; Metazoa; Chordata; Actinopteri; Istiophoriformes; Xiphiidae
Gene: rab39bb
Product: RAB39B, member RAS oncogene family b
Exons: 4
Coding region: 1072-1713 (213 amino acids)
Biological process (GO): Rab protein signal transduction
Cellular component (GO): Golgi membrane
Molecular function (GO): GTP binding; GTPase activity
Source: RefSeq, a predicted model, not a curated record